GGAUCAACAUGGCUGACCUACCCCAGACUGUGCUGAUCUCAGGCUGCUCGUCAGGAAUUGGCCUGGAACUCGCAGUGCAAUUGGCUCAUGACUCCAGGCAGCGCUACCAGGUGGUGGCCACCAUGAGAGAUCUGGGAAAGAAGGGGACACUGGAGGCAGCAGCCGGGGAGGCUCUGGGUCAGACCCUCACUGUGGCCCAGCUGGACGUCUGCAGUGAUGAGUCAGUGGCUCAAUGUCUCAGCUAUAUCCAGGGAGAAGUGGACGUGCUGGUAAAUAAUGCUGGAGUGGGCCUGGUGGGGCCCCUGGAGGGGCUCAGCCUAGCUACCAUGCAGAAAGUCUUUGAUACCAACUUUUUCGGAGCUGUCCGUCUGGUCAAAGCUGUGCUUCCUGGCAUGAAGAGAAGGCGACAGGGCCACAUUGUGGUGGUCAGCAGUGUCAUGGGGCUGCAGGGUGUUGUGUUCAACGAUGUCUAUGCAGCCUCAAAGUUUGCUCUGGAAGGAUUCUUUGAGAGUCUGGCCAUCCAGCUGCUCCAGUUCAAUAUCUUCGUCUCCCUGGUGGAACCCGGCCCGGUGGCCACGGACUUUGAAGGAAAGCUCCUGAAGCAGGUUUCCACAGCCCAGUUCCCGGGCGCUGACCCCGACACCCUGCACUACUUCCGGGAUCUCUACCUCCCGGCUUCCAGGGAGCUCUUUCGCUCCGUGGGACAGAGCCCACAGGACGUGGCCCAGAUUAUUGUCAAGGUCAUCGGCUCGGCCAGACCACCCCUACGCCGGCAGACCAACGCCCGCUACGCCCUGCUGACGGCGCUCAAAGCCGCGGACCCCUCCGGCAGCCUGUACGUGCGAACCGCCCGCGGCCUGGUGUUCCGCUGGCCCCGCCUCCUCAGCCUUGGCCUCAGCUGCCUGGCCUGCCGCUGCUUCCGCACCCGGGUUGGGCCCCGGUGAGCCUCUCCCAACUCUUCCCACUCCUGAACAGCCAGAUCUUUUCAGUCCACACCCAGAUCAGAGGCCAUGCAGACCAUUCAUUCAUUCAUUCAUUCGUUUAUCAAAUUCUGCCUAACCUGCCCUGUACCUGGGCAAUGCUGUCUCUAGACACAGACCCCUCCCUGGUCAGAGCUGGGGCAGAGAGAAGGAACCUAGGACCCUGGGCUGACGUGUGCUGUGUCUGGGAAGGCAGGGGAGGCUUCCUGGAGGAAGGGGUACUGUCCAUGGACAUUGAAGGGUGAGAUAGACUGUCUCUCAGGAUUUCAUUAUCUUGGGCCUGGAAAUACAGGAAUGAUCCAAACACUUCUAUCACCCUUCCUCCACAACACACAUGCAUAGAAUUGGGUUCACUGGGGGGUCUCCAGACUAUUCUGGUCACACAUACUACAUCAAGAAAAUGUGUUUGUCGGGGCAGGCCCGCAGGCCUGGCCAGGCAGGCAG
Molossus molossus (Pallas's mastiff bat) is the source of this 1424-nucleotide messenger RNA. It is a transcript of the gene RDH8, whose product is annotated as retinol dehydrogenase 8. Gene Ontology annotation, molecular function: estradiol 17-beta-dehydrogenase [NAD(P)+] activity. The transcript has 6 exons. Lineage: Eukaryota; Metazoa; Chordata; Mammalia; Chiroptera; Molossidae. Gene Ontology annotation, biological process: estrogen biosynthetic process. Gene Ontology annotation, cellular component: cytoplasm. The coding region runs from base 9 to 944 and encodes 311 amino acids. The record is from RefSeq and is a predicted model, not a curated record.